This is a messenger RNA of Ostrea edulis (European flat oyster), 1023 nucleotides long. Its product is annotated as axoneme-associated protein mst101(2)-like. The record is from RefSeq and is a predicted model, not a curated record. Lineage: Eukaryota; Metazoa; Mollusca; Bivalvia; Ostreida; Ostreidae. The transcript is spliced from 2 exons. The coding region runs from base 1 to 1023 and encodes 340 amino acids.
AUGAAGAAUCGCGUCCUUAAAACAAUCCAUGCCAUCAACCGGGAUGGACAUGCAUCAUGUGAGAGAGAAGAAACAAGCCUGCAAAUGCUAACAACGGAACCCGAUGUGUGUGCUUAUGUAAAAUCGUUUGACAGCCAUGGGGGUGUUGUGAAGAGUGCGUGCAGAAGCACCCAUAAAAAAGGUUGUGAGAGUGAUGAGAAGAAUGUGUGCAGAAGCACUCAGAAUAAAGUUUGUGAGAGUGUUGAGAAGAAUGUUUGCAGAUGCACCCAGAAGAAAGUUUGUGAGAGUGAUGAGAAGAAUAUGUGCAGAAAUAUACAGAAUAAAGUUUGUGAGAGUGGUGGGAAGAAUGUGUGCAGAUGCACCCAGAAGAAAGUUUGUGAGAGUGAUGAGAAGAAUAUGUGCAGAAGUAUCCAGAAUGAAGUUUGUGAGAGUGAUGAGACGAAUGUGUGCAGAAGCACCCAGAGGAAAGUCUGUGAGAGUGUUGCGAAGAAUGUGUACAGAAGCACCCAGAAGAAAGUUUGUGAGAGUUGUAAGAAGAAUAUGUGCAGAAGUACCCAGAAGAAAGUUUCUGAGAGUGUUGAGAAGAAUGUGUGCAGAAGCACCCAGAAUGAAGUUUGUGAGAGUGAUGAGAAGAAUGUGUGCAGAAAUAUCCAGAAGAAAGUUUGUGAGAGUGAUGAGAAGAAUAUAAAUAUCCAGAAGAAAGUUUGUGAGAGUGAUGAGAAGAAUGUGUGCAGAAGCACCCAGAAGAAAGUUUGUGAGAGUGAUGAGAAGGAUGUGUGCAGAACUAUCCAGAAGAAAGUUUGUGAGAGUGAUGAGAAGAAUGUGUGCAGAAGCACCCAGAAGAAAGUUUGUGAGAGUGAUGAGAAGGAUGUGUGCAGAACUAUCCAGAAGGAAGUUUGUGAGAGUGAUGAGAAGGAUGUGUGCAGAACUAUCCAGGAGAACGUGAAAGUGUCUAGCGACAAGAGUGAUUCCGAUUGUGAGAAUAAUGUGAAAGUGCUGAAAGGUGGCGGUGUUUUAACGUAG